UAUGCAUGGGGGGACAUGUUCCCAUCUUGUCACCCUUUACUUGAAGAGCAUCAUUCUCCCAUCAAUGUCGACCACCAGGUGACCAGAGACGAGUCUCUGGGAUCUUUACAUCUACAGGGCUUCGAUGAGAUCCAAACGGGCCACUUGAUGCUUAAAAAUGAUGGACACUCUGUCGCGCUUCACGUUGGCAGUGGCAUGUCAGUGAGCGGCGGAGGUCUUCCAGAUGUGUACCACACCAUCCAGCUGCACUUCCACUGGGGAGGCCCAGCCACUAACGGAUCAGAGCACACCGUGGACAGCCGCAGAUACCCGACGGAGAUACAGUACGUCAACAUGAAAGCCAUCCAUCUGAACCUGACAGAAGCUCUGGAGGACCCAACAGGACUUGCCGUUCUUGGAUUCUUCAUUGACGUUGACUACGCUGAUAAUGUGCACUUUGGACUCAUGUCACAAAAGCUGUCCUCUGUUGCUUUCAAAGGCCAGACUACUAAAAUCAAGCCAUUCCCGCUGAUGAACCUACUGCCAAGGCACAACAUGAGUCAGUAUUACCGUUAUUACGGCAGCCUCACCACCCCUCCAUGUUCUCAAGCUGUUGUCUGGACUCUGUAUGAAGUCCCCAUCUAUAUCUCCUGGUCCCAGCUGGCUCAGUUUACCUCACAGAUCUUCUUCACAGAGGAGGAUGCAGAGCAGGUGACACCUCUGCAGAACAACUUCAGACACAUCCACCCCACCUUCAGCCGCAUCGUCUCCAUGUCCAAAGAUGCCAAACUCCUCACAGGGAUGGCCAGUCGUGCCCUCGGGUCGGCUGUGUCGCUGAUUCAAAUCAUUCUUCUGGGAAGCUUCAUCUCUGGACUUUAACGCCACGUUAAGUCCAAAUAAUGAAACACUGAAACACCAAGCAAAAAUGGAUUCAUGUUUUUACCCCAUUUAGAUUAAGUUAAGAUCCAGCAAAGGAUAAUAUAAAACACACUGUGAAGAAAAGUACUGUAGAAUGUUGAACGUCACUAAAUGUUUCAUGAUUGUGCCCUGCUGUCUCUGCAGGAUUAACUCCAUUAGUGCAGACAAAUGUUGUUGUUGUUUUAAUUACUUGUUACUAACAGUUUAAUAUAAUGUGAGUAAAGCAUUUAAAUGUG
Molecule: messenger RNA, 1133 nt
Organism: Centropristis striata (black sea bass)
Lineage: Eukaryota; Metazoa; Chordata; Actinopteri; Perciformes; Serranidae
Product: carbonic anhydrase 4-like
Exons: 6
Coding region: 16-858 (280 amino acids)
Cellular component (GO): plasma membrane
Molecular function (GO): zinc ion binding; carbonate dehydratase activity
Source: RefSeq, a predicted model, not a curated record